CGGACUGUGGAGGUUGCACUUCAGAAGAGUCUGUUGAUUAUGUGCUUGAUAUUAUCGCCGAGGUAUCUUUUUGUAUUUUUCUGCCGGGGAUGGGCCAGAUUGGGAAGGGCGGUACGAGGGUGAGACUUGGCGUUGGUGUUUUGGAACAUCAAAGAUGGACAGGGUUUUCGCGGAGGUCGCUCCUCGGAUAUCUCCACAACUACAGGUCGGGGAUCUUCCAAAAUCGAGAAGAUUGGUGCAUAUGGCUAGGUCACUUCACCUUACACUUUGUAUGGCACUCUGGCCCGGGGUUGUGGUGUGGUAGGGGAGAACGGGGGAUAAUCCCACACAGGAGCUUCGAACAACGUCCGGUUCACGUUUGGCUGGAUAACUCCACCACCACACGGGGUAUGCGGUCGGCGAUGGGGUCAAAAUGCUCGUAUGAUCGAGGGCUUUUCGAUGGAUCUAUCGGCGGGUUCUUAUUCGAAAAAUCGAGCGAGUUCGUGGUGGAGCGGUUGGCUGUAUAUAAAGUUGUGAUAUUUACAGAUAUUAAGAAGCUUUUCAUAACUGUAAAGUUUAAUAUUGCAGAGAUAUUCACUCUGAUGAAUUUCUUUGAAAUGAUAGAUCUGUAUCAGUCUAUUCUCUGA
Blastomyces dermatitidis ER-3 is the source of this 626-nucleotide messenger RNA. RefSeq lists its product as uncharacterized. The transcript has a single exon. Lineage: Eukaryota; Fungi; Ascomycota; Eurotiomycetes; Onygenales; Ajellomycetaceae. The record is from RefSeq and is a predicted model, not a curated record. Bases 90 to 626 code for a protein of 178 amino acids.